CAGGUCCCCCACGACCCAUAAAUCUGACACCUCCCCCCCGUCCUCCACCUUUAUCAUCAAACAAUCGCGCCUCCAAGCCACAAUGGAGAUCCCGCCCCACCUGCAAGAAAGAACUAAUGAUCUACAAGCGCUACAGACGCUCGAGGGCCAUACUAACUUUGUCCAUUCAGUAGCCUUCUCAGCCGACGGCAAGCAGGUGGUGUCUGGAUCAGGGGAUGAGACGGUGCGGCUCUGGGAUGCGGCUAUAAGAGCAGCGCUGCAAACGCUCGAGGGCCAUACUGACUUUGUCCAUUCAAUAGCCUUCUCACCCGACGGCAAGCAGGUCGUGUCUGGAUCAGACGAUAAAACGGUGUGGCUCUGGGACGCGGCCACGGGAGCAGCGCUACAGGCGCUCGAGGGCCACACUAGCUGGGUUAGUUCAGUAGCCUUCUCACCAGACGGCAAGCAGGCAGUGUCUGGAUCAGGGGAUGAGACGGUGCGGCUCUGGGACGUGGCCACGGGAGCAGUACUGCAGACGCUCGAGGGCCAUACUGACUUGGUCAACUCAGUGGCCUUCUCACCCAACGGCAAGCAGGUGGUGUCUGGAUUAGGGCAUAUAUCUGAAUCAUAUGAUCUGACGGUGCGGCUCUGGGACGCGGCCACGGGAGCAGCGCUAUAGAUGCUCGAGGGCCUCACUGGCUCGUAAUAAAUUAUUGGGUAGUGGAAGACGAUACGAAUAUUAUUUGGCUACCUCCCGAUUAUUAGGAAACUUAUUUAGCUAUUUGGAAUAGAACUCUUGUUUUAGGGCAUUUAUCUGGGAG
Hyaloscypha bicolor E is the source of this 800-nucleotide messenger RNA. Its product is annotated as WD40 repeat-like protein. The record is from RefSeq and is a predicted model, not a curated record. The transcript is spliced from 2 exons. Gene Ontology annotation, molecular function: protein binding. Lineage: Eukaryota; Fungi; Ascomycota; Leotiomycetes; Helotiales; Hyaloscyphaceae. The coding region runs from base 83 to 658 and encodes 191 amino acids.